Molecule: messenger RNA, 982 nt
Organism: Manihot esculenta (cassava)
Lineage: Eukaryota; Viridiplantae; Streptophyta; Magnoliopsida; Malpighiales; Euphorbiaceae
Product: signal peptidase complex catalytic subunit SEC11A
Exons: 8
Coding region: 144-686 (180 amino acids)
Cellular component (GO): signal peptidase complex; membrane
Molecular function (GO): serine-type endopeptidase activity
Source: RefSeq, a predicted model, not a curated record
CGAGCAAGUCACCACUCCCAGGACACAACACAAGCGAGUAGAAGAACCAGUGCAAAACCAUAAAACGAUAGAAGAAACCGAAAGCUGGUCAAUCGUUGAGGGCGACAAAGAGAGGAAAGCAAAAAGAAGAAACUGAAUAAAAAAUGGGGUGGAUCGGAGAUACCGUUGAUUCAGUUAAAUCCAUCCAGAUCCGCCAGCUCCUCACUCAGGCCGUCAGUCUAGGAAUGAUUGUUACAUCUGCGCUAAUAAUAUGGAAGGCAUUGAUGUGCAUCACUGGUAGUGAGUCUCCUGUGGUGGUUGUUCUAUCUGGAAGCAUGGAACCUGGCUUUAAGAGGGGGGAUAUUUUGUUUUUGCACAUGAGUAAAGAUCCAAUUCGUGCAGGCGAGAUUGUUGUUUUUAAUGUAGAUGGCCGUGAAAUUCCAAUUGUCCAUCGAGUAAUCAAGGUCCAUGAAAGGCAAGAUACUGGGGAAGUUGAUGUCCUCACAAAAGGAGAUAAUAAUUAUGGGGAUGACAGGCUUUUGUAUGCUCAAGGUCAGCUUUGGCUGCAGCGGCACCAUAUCAUGGGGAGAGCUGUUGGGUUCUUACCUUAUGUUGGUUGGGUGACAAUUAUCAUGACUGAAAAGCCUAUUAUCAAGUACAUUCUUAUUAGUGCAUUGGGAUUGCUCGUCAUAACUUCAAAGGACUGAAAGAUGAAGCAAUAUGAAGGCUUGGGGAAAAAAAAUCCAAGUAAACCAUUCUAGUAGUGGCUGUUACUAUUUUUUUUUUUUUAACUUGAGAGAAAUUUUCCCAUCUUUUUUUGAUAAAUUAAGAUGUGAUAGAUGUUUCAGGAUGACAAGCAUCAGAAUCUUGAUAGCUUUGAUACUUACAUAGUUGAUUUCCAGCCAAACUUCUUUCACAGUUUUUACCUAUGCCUGACAGCCUGUUUGAAUUGGUGUUUCAAAUGUUAAAUGUGGUUGAGAUAGAAAGGUUUUUCGUGGUUUCA